AUGGAGAGGCGAGGCUCUUUCGUGCUUUCUGCUGUGUUCGUGUCCGUCCACGGUGUCAAGGAGGGCCGAAUUGUUGGUGAUUGUUUUUUUCGGCCUGAUAAUAUCGGCGUUUUUAUCCCCGACCACGGACGAAAAUGCGGCGAGGCUGAGAAAUCACCACCACCACUGUUUUUAUCAGCCGACCUGUCGCGUCCCUCGCGGAAGGAGCGUGUCUGGGCUCCGGCGUGGAUGACAAGGAAAAAUAGGCCACAUAUAACAGCCGAGCAUGCCUGCCUUGUCGACUGGGGUGACAACACCGUCUGGGCAGCCCAGCAAACACGUCCUCGCAAAGCUCCGACCUUUAUAUCGCGAUCCUCUGGCAUGAUGGAACAUCAGCACAUCCUCCUCCUCGGCGCAACAGGCGCAUCGGGCCUCGUAUUCAUCGAUGUGGUUCUACAGAUGCCUGACCCUCAAAGGCCAUUCUUGACAUUAUAUGUUCGGCCGGGCUCAAGGUCGAAACUGCCUGAAUCGGUACUGGAGACGUCGCAGCAAAGCGAAGGGAAGGGCGCAACCACCCAGUCCAAGAUACAUCCAUCACGCAUACGUAUUGUCGAAGGACAUCUGGACGAUGUGAAUGCCUUGAGAGCCGCACUCUCUACAUCCGAAUUGGACACUGCCAAUGUUAGUGCUACCACCUUCCCACAUGUGACUACCAUCGUAUCGUUCCUCGGCGCCUACAUUUCCCUCAAAGCGAUCUUCACGCGCGACACCACACAUCCGAUCGUGGAUUCUUUCCGGACGGCGAUCCUGCCGGCCAUCAAGGCAUGUUGCGUGCAUCAUCGACCGUGUCGCAUCAUGGUGCUGAGCACGCCGACGGCAUUUGUGUAUCCGGCCGAGAACCAGUCAAUGUCUUGGAAAUGGUGGCUGUAUACGUUGAUCCCGGCGCUUUUUGCGCCGCAAGGGAAUGCGGAGAUGAAGGGGAUAGCGGACGCCGUUGUUGAAGCCGGAAACGGAGACGGAGAGGGAACAGCUGCGGACACGGAAGGCGAAAGAGGGAGGGGAAAUGGAGAUGCAGGUGCAGGUGCUGGAGAUCUGGAAUGGACGGUCUUCCGUGUCCCGCAUUUGACGGAUGGCAAUCCAGACGCCGAGGUUGUCGCGGGAUUCCUCGAUCGACAGUUCACAGGCACCACGGAAUUGAGUAGGCGCAGUCUGGUGCGAUGGGUGUUGCGCGAGAUUGAGGAGAGGAAGUGGAUUCGACGGGCGCCUAUGUUGGGGAAUGCAUGA
This is a messenger RNA of Capronia coronata CBS 617.96, 1263 nucleotides long. RefSeq lists its product as uncharacterized. The transcript has a single exon. The coding region runs from base 1 to 1263 and encodes 420 amino acids. The record is from RefSeq and is a predicted model, not a curated record. Lineage: Eukaryota; Fungi; Ascomycota; Eurotiomycetes; Chaetothyriales; Herpotrichiellaceae.